Molecule: messenger RNA, 879 nt
Organism: Cloeon dipterum
Lineage: Eukaryota; Metazoa; Arthropoda; Insecta; Ephemeroptera; Baetidae
Product: calcium and integrin-binding protein 1-like
Exons: 4
Coding region: 201-800 (199 amino acids)
Molecular function (GO): magnesium ion binding; calcium ion binding
Source: RefSeq, a predicted model, not a curated record
AUAAACCCAGUAUGUGUUUUGACCGCCGCUAAGUCAGACGUAGGCUUAGAACUCACAAACACACGUGUUGCGCAAAAGCGAUUGGUACUUUGGCUGAUUUUUGUACGGGCGAAUAAGCAGGAAGGCAAACAGCGCCGAUAAGACUUAUCGCACUUAUCUAUACACUGCUUUAAGUCGGCUAUGGCAGGAAUUAUGCAGUGAUGGGCAGUGCAAGCUCUGUGGAGGAAGUCGGACAGACAGCCGUCCUCACCGACGAGCUCAUGGAUGAUUACCUUCAGCUGUCCUACCUCUCGAGGAAGGAAAUCUCCAGAAUUCACAAGCGUAUGCAGCACCUGGUGGGCGAGGACGAGUUCACCGUUGUGCAGCGAGUGCCGUGGGAGUCCGUGCUAGACGCCUUCCCCGAAAUCAGGGCCAACCCUUUCGUGGACAGACUGUGCGAGGUGUUCUCGUCGAAGAAAGAUAAUUGUGUCUCCUUUGAGGACAUGCUUGACCUGUUCUCCGCCCUAGCGCCCUCCUGCCCCGUCGAGUGCAAAGCCAAAUGGGCCUUCCGGAUUUUUGACUUCAACGACUCCAACGCCCUCGAGACCGAAGAUUUGCACGAGCUGAUUGACAGACUGACGAAUGGAAAAGUCAUUCGCGAGGAUGGAAAGUACUUGAGCGAGACGGAAAAGCAGCACAUUAUCGAUAUAAUCAUGAGCGAGGUGGAUCUGGACUUUACUGGAUCGAUCGUCACAGUGGAGUUUGUGCACGCCGUUUCAAAAAUGCCUGAUUUCUGUUCAAGUUUCACUCUUAAAUUGUAAUUCGAGCACUUUUAUUUAGAAUGAUAUACACACGAUUUGUAAUAUGAAAGAUCGCAGGAAAAUAAAUUCUACACGCGUA